Lactuca saligna is the source of this 1059-nucleotide messenger RNA. Lineage: Eukaryota; Viridiplantae; Streptophyta; Magnoliopsida; Asterales; Asteraceae. The record is from the annotation of a GenBank genome assembly.
AUGGCAGAAUCUUCACGGAGAAUGAAAAGUAAAUCAAAGGCGACAAAGAAGAAAAAGUUGAGAUACGUACGUGAUGAAGAAGAGUCUGAUUAUGAUCGUCUUGACUUAGGAUUGUUGGAUGUUGAACCAGAUAACCUGAAUCCUAUAUCUAACUUGUGUGACAACCCUUUUCUUAACAUUUUAUGUGAUGAUAAAAUGUUAAAGAAUAAUCAGUUUGAAGGGGGCGAUGAAGCUGAGGUUGAAGACAUUCACCAGGAAGAGCUUGAGCAUGAACACCUUGAAGAUGAAAAUGGCUUGGAAGUGUGUGUCGAGUUCAAGGUGCACGAUCCUACCAUCAAGUGGAACCAAAUGAAGCCUACAGUUGGUGAGUUAUAUGAGUCUCCUGCUCAGUUAAGGUUUGCACUCACUAACUAUGCUGUAGCUAAUGGAUACCAACUUUGGUUCAUGAAAAGUGAUAAAAGCAGGAUAAAAUCUAUGGUUGAAACACAUCUUUGUGCAAGGAAUUAUAAUUUUGGACAUUUGGUUAGUUGUAAUUGGUUAGGAAAACACUACAUUAAGGACAUAAUUAGGAAGCCCAAAAUGACACUGCCUGAGAUGAUGGAGGAUGUCCUUACAAAAUAUUCACUGAAAGUGUCAAAGGGGCAAUGUCAUAGAGCAAGGGAGAUGAUAGAAGGUAAACUGGAGGAACACUAUGCUAAGGCAUUGAAAGAUGGAUGGAAUACAGGGUGCAGACGUGUGAUCGGCUUAGAUGGAUGUUUCCUAAAGGGACAAAUCAAAGGGGAGAUUUUGACUGCUAUUGGAAGAGAUGCUAACAACCAUGUGUAUCCAAUUGCAUGGGCCGUAGUAAAUGUAAAGAACAAAGAAAAUUGGACUUGGUUUUUACAACUGUUGGUUGAUGACUUGGGUGUUGAGGAUGGAAGGGGUCUAGUUGUUAUUUCAGAUCAACACAAGGGGAUUCUAGAAUCUGUGAAAGCUAUCCUUCCACAUGUGGAACAUAGGCAGUGUGCACGACACAUUUAUGCCAACUUCAGGAAGAGGCAUACAGGAACUGGAAAGUGA